Messenger RNA from Lingula anatina, 1654 nucleotides. Its product is annotated as bublin coiled-coil protein-like. Lineage: Eukaryota; Metazoa; Brachiopoda; Lingulata; Lingulida; Lingulidae. The record is from RefSeq and is a predicted model, not a curated record.
GAUAAUUUAAUUAAUUUUAAUAUGAUUUUUUGUCAAAAUAUUGCAACAAAUAUUUUUUUGAAGGUUUCAAUAAAUGCAAAGCUACGUCACUUCCUCUUCUUAACUAGGUCAAUUUAUCAUGUGAGGAUCCCCCAGUAAAAGAAAAGAAACAACACGAGAUGAGCAGAAGGGAGACAAACGGCAUUGAUUUGAAUGGGCAAAACGAGGCGGAACCCGACUUGACACUGGAGCAAGCCAUUGAAGAAUAUGCUCAUGAAUAUCAGAAUAUAAACAACACCCUUGACCAGUUAGACUCUUGUCUGGACAGUAUCGAGCAGCAGAAUGACCAACUUAAUGUUAAAAUGCUAGAACUGCUACAGUCCAAUAGGCAAUUAAGACAAGAAUUGCAGACUGAGAUUGUGGCAAAACAGCAAACAGAGACAGACAUGGAAGCAGAUUCCACUGAGCAAGACUGCUCUGUAGCAAUAGACCAAAAUGCUGGGGAUGCUAACAAACAACAGGACAGUUCAGAAAAAACUGAAGAAACAUGAAUACAGUAUGUGCAGUAUCUAAAGAUAAAGAUGGGGAAAACAUUCCAUUAAGCUUUGUGGUCCUUGACUUGCAUACUAUACAUGUACUACUUAUUGAUGUGUAAUUAAGCAUGUAGCAUGUUCAACUGACAUCAGCUCGUACAGAGCUGAUCUUGUUUAAAUACCCCAUAUGCAGGGAAUCAUGCCACAGAAUAGAUUUAAUAUUGUGAUGACAGCCGGUACACACAUUGAUCUUUGGUUUGCCAAGAUGUAUAAAAAUUUAUUGCAAGCUCGCCCAGAACUGAACAUUCCUCAGUGACAGAUUUUGACAUUGACAGCUGAUAUUCAAUUCAGUGAACUGAGUUUACUCAAAAUAUGUGAUUUUGUCCAAGGCUGGUGGUCAAUUGAAACAAAUGUUUAUCACCAUGCAGUAAAUCUACCAGUACUACAUGUAACAUAGAAAUUUCAGGGAUGAGUGCAAUACUGGAUAUUUACUAUUAAACACUUAGAAGUGGUUAUUAAGACCAGUUCUUGAACUUGAAACCAAAUUUAAUACUUCUCUUUAUGUGUCAUAGCUUAGAUUUUGUUGUCAAGUACUUAUUUACACAUGUACUUUACAAAAACCUUUUGAAAGUAAAUUGAUGCAAUAGAGGCUUAGGUACAAGAUUGUUUGCUAUAUAACUACUUGCUGAGAAUGACAAUUCUGGGACCAGUGCAGUAUUGAGAAAAUUAUUUGCUGAAAUCAAUUUAGUGACAUGCAGAACUUCAAAAUGGAAAUGCCAGCAGAUUUCCUUUAGCACCAAUAUAUAACAAAAUUAAAUCUGUGAGGUUUGGUGAGUCCAUUUCCUUUUGUUUGUGUGAAGGGAAUACUUAAUAUAUUUUUGCCACUUGUGAAAGUUAUAUACAUGAGAUUUGGUCAGCAUUUUCCUCCCCAGCCUUACAGAGAGGCCCCAAAAAUUUUACGGCUAAGCCAGUCAUACCAGUACUUUAAAAGACAGGAAAAAUAAGGCAGAUUUCUAAACUUAAAUCUUGUUUUAAAUUUAUUGAACUCUGAUAUCAACAAACAUACUGUUGUAUGAAACAACUUAAUCAUGUUUUUUUGAAACCUUACCUAUAAUUUUGAUCUAUGAACUGUCAAGAGAAAA